Nomia melanderi (Alkali bee) is the source of this 2802-nucleotide messenger RNA. It is a transcript of the gene TfIIEalpha, whose product is annotated as transcription factor IIEalpha. Gene Ontology annotation, biological process: transcription initiation at RNA polymerase II promoter. Lineage: Eukaryota; Metazoa; Arthropoda; Insecta; Hymenoptera; Halictidae. Gene Ontology annotation, cellular component: transcription factor TFIIE complex. The record is from RefSeq and is a predicted model, not a curated record.
AUGUAAAUAUAAAAGAAAACAGAAAAUAGUAACUUAUUUAAUUUACACAACAAAUAAAUAAAAAAUUGAUUUAAUGUAUAAUAAUAACAUAUUUAAUAUUACUUAUUACCAUAAGUAUUACAAUAUUAAUAACGGUACUAAUAAAUAUAUUAAAAAUAAUACAAUUCUUUUGAACAUAUUCUUACCAGAAUCACCAACGACAAUAAUUUUAACUUUAUCUAUCGCUGCCAUUAAUAAUUUUGGUUAAAUCAUAGGAAGAUGUAUUCUUUUUACAAUCCUGUCGUUUGACAGGUAUUUAAUUAUUUGAGAAUUUUGUACCAUGAAUACAUAACCUUACAAAUAAUAGUAGUUAUAAACAAGCGUCUGUCGGAACAGUAUUUUAUCGUUCUUAAGCGAUUGAUGAAAUUAUGAAUCUCCCGCUUUUAUAUUUUAUUAUUUUUGCGAGAACCUACGCUUAGUAUUAUGACGUAUAUUUUAAUAUACUUUUAUUGAUAUUCGUAUAAGAUAUUUUCUGAUAAAGAUAUUAUUUAUAAGUCCUUAAAGUGAUUUCAACAAUAUUUUAUUACAUGUAACACAAGAAAGAUGAGUGGUGAAGAACGACUUGUUACAGAAGUUCCAAGUAGUUUAAAACAAUUAGCACGUUUGGUAGUACGUGGAUUUUAUACAAUAGAGGAUGCAUUAAUUGUUGAUAUGUUAGUCAGAAAUCCAUGUAUGAAAGAAGAUGACAUUUGUGAACUUUUGAAAUUUGAACGUAAAAUGUUAAGGGCUAGGAUAUCUACAUUACGUAAUGAUAAAUUCAUACAAGUGAGAUUAAAAAUGGAAACUGGUUCAGAUGGGAAAGCUCAAAAAGUUAACUACUAUUUCAUUAAUUACAAGACUUUUGUAAAUGUGGUUAAAUAUAAGUUAGACUUAAUGAGGAAAAGAAUGGAAACAGAAGAAAGAGAUGCAACAAGCAGGGCAAGUUUCAAAUGUACAAGUUGUUUAAAAACGUUUACUGAUCUUGAGGCAGAUCAAUUGUUUGAUAUGACCACUGGUGAAUUUAGAUGCACUUAUUGUCGUGAGGUAGUGGAGGAAGAUCAGUCUGCCCUUCCGAAGAAAGAUUCAAGGCUAUUAUUAGCUAAAUUUAAUGAACAAUUAGAGCCCCUUUAUAUUCUACUACGAGAAGUAGAAGGUAUCAAAUUGGCUCCUGAAAUAUUAGAACCAGAACCAGUUGAUAUAAACACCAUUAAGGGUAUUGAUACAAGGAAACCUAGUAGUCUAAGAGCACCUGGUGAACAAUGGUCUGGUGAAGCUACAAGGUCAUCAGGUUUCAUGGUAGAAGAUACUAGAGUAGAUGUUACAAUUGGCGAUGAAUCUGCUGACGAUAACGCGGCAAACAGAAGAAAGGAAAGACCAAUUUGGAUGAUGGAAAGUACAGUCAUCAAUUCUGACUCUCAGCCGGAUGGAGUUAACACACAGGAAAAUAUAUUAGAUAAAGCUGCAGCUACUGCCACUAAUACAACCACGACGAAUAAUAAGCAGGGUGAAGAUAUUAUGUCUGUAUUAUUGGCUCAUGAGAAGAAAGGAGGAACAAAUGCAUCAGCUGCCAUAAAAUCUGUACUACCUCAAGAAUCUAGUGAUAGUAGUGAUAAUGAAGAAGUUGCUGAAAUGCAAACGAUUGAUACAGGAGAGGUGGAAACAAUGGAUUCGGAAGACGAUGAUCUUGUUCCAACGGUAACAGUCGCAGGGAAAACUGUUGCUAUUGCAGAUGUGAACGACACGUUAAUUGCAGAGAUGACUCCGGUAGAAAAGGAAGCGUAUAUUCAGGCAUAUCAAGAAUAUUAUUCUCAUAUGUAUGAUUAAAUAGAAUACAGUCAGCAUUGUUAAAUACUGGCAGUGCUACCCAAGACUGAACAGUUAUUGAAAUCCUUGUAAUAUUUUGUAUAGUUAUAAAAUAUAUAAUUUUCUGGGAUUGGUAACAGUUGAUAUUUUCUUAACUUAAACGAUUAGGUAUGUCAAUGUGAUGUUCAAAGAUAAAAAUAAUAAGAUACCAGAUAUCCGCAUUUUGCAGUAUUUAUAUUUUUCUUCUAACAUACAGAUUAUAACUCAACAAUGUCAUCAAGUUGUAAUAAAUAAACAUUUACAGACACGUUAUAAUCACAAUUAAUCAAAAUUAAUAGCAUACAUGUCACUUCUGGUAAGGCGGGAAAGUUUUAAAACUUAGCCGAAUAUAAAGUAUUUAUUAAGCUUACUUUGAAUUAUCCUUUUUUUGUUUGUCUUCAUGAGAAUUUCUAGCCGACCACCACCAUCGGAUAGAAAUUUUAAGACGAUACACAUUUUUCAUAUGAUACUUUUCGCUUUUUUUUGUAUUUUUUUUUGCCACAUUUUUUUUUACAUUAAUAUUUAUUUACUUCCACAUGUCGCUGCGCAGACGAAUUGGUACAGCAAGUAAUUUUACUUUCUGCACCAUUUUAUUCUUCGUUCAGUGUUCCAGUUAAAUUACAUCAAAAGAAUCCUAGAGGCAACGCGAUCUAAUUAUAUACAUUGUAUUGCAAUUUUCACUACUUAAUGCAAUUCUAUUGAUUCCUGAAUUAAAUGUACUGUAACCUAUUCUAGAGUCUAAGAUUCUUUUGACAUAAAUAAUUGCCUUUUUAAAAAUGAUUUAUUCUGGUUCGUUCAGACGUAAGCGAGCGAAGUCUUCGAACACGAUAUUGUCGUCAUCGUCGUUAGAAUAACAGGAAUUUUCGUAGCGUGUUCUUUCCACGCUCUUAUUCUUCUUCAAUAUGGCCCUCUCUUUUUCUGCAGCUCCUAAAGCGAUAGAAU